This is a messenger RNA of Laccaria bicolor S238N-H82, 1836 nucleotides long. RefSeq lists its product as uncharacterized. NCBI's taxonomy places the organism in Eukaryota, Fungi, Basidiomycota, Agaricomycetes, Agaricales, Hydnangiaceae. Gene Ontology annotation, molecular function: metal ion binding; pre-mRNA 3'-splice site binding. Gene Ontology annotation, cellular component: U2AF complex; spliceosomal complex. Gene Ontology annotation, biological process: mRNA splicing, via spliceosome. The transcript is spliced from 9 exons. The coding region runs from base 1 to 690 and encodes 229 amino acids. The record is from RefSeq and is a predicted model, not a curated record.
AUGGCUUCACAUUUGGCCAACAUCUUCGGAACAGAACAGGAUCGUGUCAACUGUUCAUUCUACUACAAAAUUGGAGCGUGCCGUCACGGAGAUCGCUGCUCGCGCAAGCACAUUAAGCCUCCAUUCUCGCAGACCAUCCUGCUUCCAAAUGUCUACCACAAUCCCGCGCACGACCCUGUUUGCAAGCUCACUGAGAAAGAACUCCAAGAGGGAUUCGAUGCUGUCUAUGAAGAUCUCUAUUGCGAGUUGUCGAAGUUUGGACACCUCCUCGAGCUACAUGUUUGUGACAAUGUCGGCGACCACUUGAUCGGAAACGUGUACGCCCGGUAUGAAUGGGAGACAGAGGCACAAGCUGCUGUGGACAGCUGCAACGAGCGUUGGUAUGCAGGUCGGCCACUUUACGCAGAGCUGUCACCUGUUACGGAUUUCCGCGAAGCAUGUUGCCGACAGAACGAGAACGGCGAAUGUAAUCGUGGUGGCUUCUGCAAUUUCAUGCAUCUACGCUUGGCCUCGAAAGAUCUCGUUUCAUCCCUUCGUGCUGGGCAGCGCCUUGAAAGGCGACUCAACCCCUCGAAAAAUGAAAGUGGAGGAGGUGGCUGGGAGCCUGGCAAGCGAGAAGGCGGGCGAGGGAGGAGUGCCAGUCCCAGGAGAGGUGGCCAUAGCGGAGAAGAUAGGUGGACGCGGAAGUGAACUUUUUUUCCUUUUCCUUUACUGUAAUUAGGUUGUUUGCUGUAUCUUUUGCCCAGCUGAUGCUGUAAAACAGGUCUACUGCCUGAAUUGAACUAAGUAGACUCCAUCCCUCAAUCAUGAGGGGUUAGGUGGGCGAGGUCACCAUCUUGCCUAAGAAUUUGUCUGCAAGCGGGACGUCGUGCUGGGCAACAGCAACAUACCAGGUACCUCCGCAAAGUCGGCGUGAGGGACAUUCCGACACUCUGAGUCUAUGGGGCGAAAAGACUGUCAGACGAGCCAACCAACACAUUCUCCCCGGCCUUUGUCUGAAAGUAAUUGUGGCCACUGAACAACAAAUCGGUCAGCCAAGGGACGAAGAAGCUUUCCAGAAAGGGAGAGCGACGUCACGCGUGCAAAUGAUUCAACAUAAAUGACAACGGGAGCUGGCAAGCCGAGAAAUUUGUUGAUGUAGACCGCCACGCAGAGGAUAAAGCAGGUCCCUGGACCGUUAAGGAUCAAAACAUCUGCGAAUCUUGAGCGGGAUUCUUGGAAACACAAAUUGGGCUUGAUGGUAACGUGAUAGACGCAUGUGAAGAGAGAAACGAUGCUGGAAGCAGGGGUUGUUAGAAGAGAUUGGUGGACGCGGCGUGCGCGGGGAAUGGUCAAGAUACUGUAAGACUGGGUACCAUCAGACGCCUCGGCUAUAGAACUUUCAAGAGCUUUUGCCUUCUGGGCGCUGAGGUGAUCCCCUGCGCUGAUAAUAUAUUGUCUAUGAUGGUAUUUCUGAGGAUCUAUGGCCGAAACGAGAGCCAAGGCUUCAGUUGUGUGGCCACCUGAGCCAAGGAAUACAGCGAGAUUACAAGUUGAGCGUUUUGGCUGUGAGGAUGAACGUCGUUUAGUAUCGUUUGGAAGGAUCGUAUAAAGGCGAGCCGCCGCGAGGAACAAAGCGAGCGUAAGAAACACGAUAAUGUAAAUCAUUCUAGUGGAUAUGACUAGAAUUUUGUCGGAUGUCAAGUGAGCGCGAAGGUCGCAGAGAACUUGAGUCAAGUAUCCGUUGUUGCUCGUUGGUAGCCUAGUGUUCUGCGGAUUCAGCGUUGUCGAUCCAAGCAACGGUGAAGAAACCCUGAAACGUAUAUUCGUCAAGCUUGAGCCUGACCAGCGGCGAAG